This is a messenger RNA of Saccostrea echinata, 1127 nucleotides long. Its product is annotated as FMRFamide peptide receptor frpr-18-like. Gene Ontology annotation, cellular component: plasma membrane. The transcript has a single exon. The record is from RefSeq and is a predicted model, not a curated record. Gene Ontology annotation, biological process: G protein-coupled receptor signaling pathway. Gene Ontology annotation, molecular function: G protein-coupled receptor activity. The coding region runs from base 1 to 1125 and encodes 374 amino acids. NCBI's taxonomy places the organism in Eukaryota, Metazoa, Mollusca, Bivalvia, Ostreida, Ostreidae.
AUGGAUGAGAUGAAUCAUCUUCUAAUUCUGAAUGCUUCCACUUAUCCAAAUGGUCAUUACAAAAUGUUUUUGGGUAAACCGCUUCCGAAUGAAUCCUCACUGAUACAAGAACACGUGGAAGCUGAAGACUCUUUCGUUUACAGCAUAAAAACCAUGAGAAAUAUCUGUAUCCCUCUUAUAGUCAUUGUCGGAGUUUUCGGAAAUUUUGUAUCGAUGUUGAUUUUUGCAUCAAACUCGCUGCGAAAAUCUUCGUCUUCAACAUUUCUAUUUGCUCUGGCCUGUGUGGAUAAUAUUUUCCUGGGAUGCUUAUUCCUCACUUGGUUUGACGGAGCCAUGAAAAAUGUUUUGUCUUCGGUAGGAAUUUGCCAAAUCAUUGCAUACCUAACGUAUAUAUCUAGCUUUCUCUCUGUCUGGUUCGUCGUGGGAUUUACACUUGAACGCUACGUAGCAAUUUGUCAUCCUUUGCAUGCUAAAUUAUUCUGUACCCAGGUCCGUGAGCGAAUAACUGUUCUCACACUUCUUGUGAUAUCAUUGCUUCUUUACAAUUUUUCGCUUUGGACUACAGACAUCAAAGUGUUUGCUUCGAAAGGAAUCGCUCGAUGUACAAUUGACACAAGAUAUGUAAAUUUUUUGAAUUUCUUCACAUGGCUAGAUACCUUUUUAACAAUGAUGAUUCCGUUCAUAUUGAUCUGUUACAUGAACAUUCGAGUAGCCUGGACGGCGGUAAAAUUUCAAGAGAAACGAAAAGCAUGCUUGUCCCCUAGGGAUGCCAAAAGUGUCAAGCUUAGGACAAUGCGUUCAAAGCAACAGAUGCGAGUGACCAGGACAUUGCUUCUUGUAUCCACAACUUUCCUAGUUCUCAACCUACCAAGUCAUGUAUUUAAACUUUCAAGUUUAAUAUCUGCAUCAUUGUUUAAUAUCAGCAUGACACAGCAUCUGAUACAGGAGAUUUCUCAAAUUCUCUACUACUUCAGUUUUAGUAUGAACUUUUUUCUUUACGCAUUUUAUGGAAAACAUUUCCAAAGAUCAUUAACAUUUAUGUACGAGUCACUUAAAUGGAAAAGUGGGUGUAGCGACAGAAUGGAAUACCUAGAACGAACUGUUACCUUGAGAAGUUGGGUAUGAAU